CCACAUCAUUCAGAAGCAGGGAGUAGAGACAAACAAAGCCUGGAGUUGAGCCCCAGUGUUGUCUCCUGCAUCAAACAUGGUUUGGAGGCAGAAUAAAACAUUUCAGCUGGUGAGCAUCACUGUUGUCUGGGACUCAGCUGCCUGCAGAGAAACUAGAACACCAGUUCGAAUUCCAUCUUCCUCGUCGGACUGCCGGUCGGUCACCCUUGGGAUCACGUGGUACUUGUGGCAGCAUUGUUGACAUCACUGGCGAGGUCGCCGGGCGAGCCAGGAUGCGCUGAGUACAACACGCAGCGAGACAGUCCAGCAAAGUACUUCCUCCUCUCACUCCAUCAUCUACAAUCAUGUGGUGCAGGAGCAAAACACAAAGAAAUCUCACAACCCAACAACAAGAUCGCUUCCUUUGAGUUGACAGAGAGCGGGAGAGGACAUCGAGAACAUCGCUGACAAAAAGACUGAAGGUUAUGCUUGGACAGGCAAGAUGAGGGUCCGGGAAGAAACUCUGCUCCUGCUGUGGGUGACCGUGUGCCGUGUACAGCUGCAGAACACGCAGUUCCAGAACGGAGAACAACCAGACGCCAUCGAAAUAGUGUACAAACACAAUUGGUAUAGUGUGUGUUCGACUCACUACCUCAAUGUUAUCAACGAGCACUGGACUAACCACAUGACAGAGGUCUGUCAUCACAUCAAGGCUUCAUGUCAGCUUUUCUUUCAAACGACUUGUGUCAAAAACGGUGGAGUAAAGCUAAUCGUGAGACGUCUGGACAGUCCAGACAUCGAGGAAGUUUACCACGUCAUCAACGAAACAACUGUUAAAGAUAUCGACGGUUUUACCAUCAUGAGUUUUAAGACGUCCACCAUCACAGAAGUAACCACUACAGCGACUCCUCCUGUCCCCGCAGUUUCCAUGACAAUGAUAGGAACCAUCAUAGGCUGUGCCCUGGGUCUUGUGGCUGUAACCCUUCUUGGCUUCAUUGCCCUGAAACUGCUGCGCACAUUCAACUUAAAUGCCCUUUCUACACCUGGCACCACGGUACCUGAAAACCUUCCUCUUUCGACCUAUCGACGUCGGGAAAGGUACACACCGAUGCCAGGGGAACCGCCAAGGGGCCGCCCGCCAACUCUUCCCGCCUCCAGACCUCCGACCAAGAAGCAGGAGCUAAACGAUGAAGACAGCGUCUACGACUCCAUCGACCCGGAAUCGAAGGCUACAAACGAAGACGAUGGCUACAUGCAGCCAGUGCAGGUGGACCUCAGCCUCAGCUGCAGCUUCACGAAACACGAGAAGAUCGACAAAAAGAUCAUCGACGACAUGGAAGACGGCUACUUGAAGCCGUCCCUCUUCUCCGACCCUCCGCUCAAGCGCGCGCCAGAACCUCCGGGCGCCGUGGGUCGUGUGCGCGACGAUGCUGUGGGGACCGUGGCUGUCAAGCGGCCAGCACAGAAGGACGGCGAUGAAGAUGAUGCGUGGGAAGAGGACUACAUCUCGACGAUCGCUUACGUCAACAUCAACCUAACGGCCCGCACCUCCCGUGUGCCACCAGUCGACAGCAAGCGCCUCCCUUGCAAGAAUCGAGGAGGAGGAAGAGGACCCUGAGCGCAAGUACGAUCGCAUCUCGGCAGGCGCAUCCAUCGCGCGAAAGUGAGGUCACGUGACUGUCAAGAUAGAUCGACCCACCCACCUCACCAUUUUGUUUUUUUUUCCUUCGUCAAAUGUUUUUGGUCCGAACGGACAGACUAGGGGAUUUUAAGGAAACCCACGCUCAUUUGUUUGUUUGCUUGUUCGAAGUAUUUUUUCAUUUGUCUAGAGGCAGGUAUAAUCUUAUUUUUGCCCCAAAAUAAAGCAGAUGAGAGACAAGAAAUGAUUUAACAUGAUUCCGCUGAGGGAACAAAUGUCACGAGAUCUUGAGAAAUGGAAGGACCGCUCAACUUUUAUUUUUGGCUUGUGUAAGUUUUUUUCAUGUUUGGUGACAUACUCUUCUCACCACCACCAAUACACAAAGCUGUGAUCUGACACAGACAAGAAGUAAGAUGAGUGAUUCCACAGAGGACACAGACUUUGAAUCUCUCGGGAAAAGUGUGUCAAGCUUUUGUGAUCUUACAGAGACAAGUGUCACGAUUCCACAGAUGAAAAAUGUAUUGAGAAGAACGGAAAAGUCACGUUCAAUUGCGUUAUUAUUAUUUACUCGUUCUUGGCUGUUGUUAGAUUUUUUUUUCUAGUCUAGGGGCAUUCAGCCUUUUUUCCCCGAGAUCACAUCUUAUAUUGUCAAGUGAUCUUGUAUGGACAAGAAGUGAUAUAUGUCAUGUUUCCAUGGGGGAAAGAAAUGCAGUGAGCUCUUCAGACACCAAAGUUUUUUGAACUUCACAAUCCCACACAGACAAAAAGUGAUAUGAAGAAUGAAACAAAUGCCGAGACAUGCUAAGUUUCUCUUACUAUUGUGAUCUCACAGAGAUAAAACGUGAGAUAAUUCCACAGAGGAAACGAUACAAGAUUUUUUGUCAGACUGUCAUCUCAUACAGACACCUGGGGUGACUUCACAUGGAAACAAGACAGACAUGUCAGCCAGGAUUCACCUUGCAGAGACAAAGUUGUCGGCUCUGGCAAGAGGCACAGAAGUUGUCAGCCAUGAUCUCAGAAAGGAUUAAAGUUGUGAUAUUGGUUGUCAUCUGGUAUUACUGAAGACAGCUGGGAUUACCGGAACAUUUUCAAGUAGGCUACGUGUUUGAUUUUUGGUUUUACUUAUACCAGGAUGACUCUUCUCAAGAUUAGUGCUUAGCUUACAGGUCUUGGAGAGCAUCACAAGAAUAACACUUUUGCAUUGUGCAACUUAUUAGCUGACCUAAUUUUAAUGCAGGUAAUCACUUUCGCUGACCACACAAGCAUUGCCUUAACCAGAGCAAAUAUAUAUAUGAUAUUUGUGUGUAUGAUUAUUUCCAAACAGUUUAAUCGUCUUGUAUCUAAAUUUACUAUAUAUUUAAAAACAGUUGUCAAAUUAUUGAGCAGCAACCGCACACUAUGCAUGCAUGAGAACCUUAUUUUCAUACACACCCUCUCUCUACAUGCACAAUACUCUUUUUCCCACUUCAAAGAGUGUGAGAAUGGAAUGAAAGAAUGUAAAAACAUAUUUUUAUAUUGUUGUACAUUUGUAACAUAAUUCGCACAAAAUCGUGUUCUUAUUGAUGUUUUGCUGUUCAUAUAUCGAAUAUCAUGUAUAUUCAUUCAGUGUAUCACACUGCUAACAUACGACCAUACACCAUACUUUCAAGUAUCAUCACAUGCAUGCUGGCACCUAAAUGACAAAGAUCUUUUGAAAUAAUCAUAUUUUAAAGCACUUACAUAAUUCUGCUAUCAAGGAAAUAUCAUCAUCAAUCGAGUACGUUUGUUUUUAGUUCUACAUAAUUUUUCUAAUUUUUAAAAAAUAAUUAGACUCUAAGGGAUCAACAUCUAAUGAACAUAAUGUUGAUUUCAUGCACAAGGCCACAGCAAAACCUUACAAAUAAAGUCUGUAGAGUAACAAAUAGUCAGCUUUACAUAUUUUUUACAUCAAGUAUUACAUUUUCUUUUUCCCAUUAUGCACUGCUAAAUUUGCUUCCCAAAUAAACACAAAACAU
Pomacea canaliculata is the source of this 3612-nucleotide messenger RNA. RefSeq lists its product as uncharacterized. The transcript is spliced from 8 exons. The coding region runs from base 482 to 1597 and encodes 371 amino acids. The record is from RefSeq and is a predicted model, not a curated record. NCBI's taxonomy places the organism in Eukaryota, Metazoa, Mollusca, Gastropoda, Architaenioglossa, Ampullariidae.